Harmonia axyridis is the source of this 3778-nucleotide messenger RNA. RefSeq lists its product as uncharacterized. The record is from RefSeq and is a predicted model, not a curated record. The coding region runs from base 190 to 2751 and encodes 853 amino acids. Gene Ontology annotation, biological process: regulation of proteolysis; proteasome-mediated ubiquitin-dependent protein catabolic process. Gene Ontology annotation, cellular component: cytoplasm. Gene Ontology annotation, molecular function: ubiquitin protein ligase binding. The transcript is spliced from 13 exons. NCBI's taxonomy places the organism in Eukaryota, Metazoa, Arthropoda, Insecta, Coleoptera, Coccinellidae.
AUGAACGAUUAGAAAACCACAAUAUUCUUAUAAGACCAAAAUUUGUUUUGUUGUUUAUCACCGCUAUUACUUCGAAAGUUAUGUAAUUUAGUAAGAAACGCAUAUAUAACGAAACCACAAUUAAUGAACUCAUAAAAUGGGUGAAAUUAUGGUAUAAGCGAAGCAAAAAAAUUAUGGUAUAAAGGAAUAAUGUCUUCCAGUGGAUUUGUAGGAACUUGGGAGGUCAUCAAGUGUGAACCUUGCCAAGAAAAAACCUCAUUUGAAGGGAUCCGUUUUCGUCUAGAUCCCGAAGGCGAAGUUACCUGGUAUCUACCAGAAGAGCUAAAAUUGAUACCUCUCUUCAAUUGCACGAUUUAUGAUACAAACAUCCCAUUGUACUCUUCACCUGAAUCUGCUUGGGUCAGAUUUGGAGAAUAUGAAGGUCAAAUAAUAGAAUUCGAGAGUGAUCAGAGGAAACCCAAAGAGAGUGUUAUACUCAAAGCUGAGGGGCUAUAUACCUUACAUUGUAAAAGAGUUCCUGAUGAAAUUUCAGAGGAUAAGUAUCAAGUUUCUUUCACUUUGUUGCCUGCCUUAGAAGAAGGAUUUUUCUCAGAUGUUACCCUUAUAUCUAGUAAUAAUAAACAGUUCCAAGCACACUCCUUGAUACUUGAUGUCAUUGGAAAGGGAACGAACUGGCAUUCCAAGUCUCAUUCCUUGAGUAACCUGGAUGAAGAUGUCUUAGGUACCAUCUUGCAUUAUAUGUACACAGAAUGUUUACCUGAAAACCUUAAUGAAGAAACUGCUCAAAAAGUGUUAUCAACAGCAAACCAACAUGAAUUCCUGAAUAGAUUAUCUACAACCUGUCAAACAUAUCUGAAGAAUCAAAAUUUAAGAAAACAAAUUAUCGAUCUCGUGGAUGAAAUCCAUAAUUCUUUGGAUAAACUUAUUGAGCAUAUAAGACCGAAGCAUUCUUUAGCAGUUGAAUAUCUAAUUGCGAAUCCAGACCAGUUGUGUUUAAUGAUCAAAAACUGUAUAAGAGACGCAGGAGUUGGGUUCAUCAAACUCAUUGAGCUCUGCGAUUUGUACAAUAAGAAGAAACCAGAGCUGACCAAAAAAGAACAAUAUACAAUCAUUCUUUAUGGCAAAUCCAGAUUUUUCAUUCUAGUUGCCCAAGUUACUCAGUUUUUGGAAAUUUUGAGGGAAUCUUAUGGCUCCAUGAGUCCCUACCAGAAAAAUGAAAUUGCUACAUUUUUAGUUCCAGAAGUUUCUGGAAUAUUAGACAUGCUCACUGCUCUCCUCAUGCAGAUCAAUGAUGCUCUAGAAAGAAUAAUCAACUGUUUAGAUGUAAAUGAACUGAAUAAAACUAGGUCGUCUUUUGGGAACUCUUUUUCCCAUUUUCUAUAUCUAAAAGAGGUGCAGUUUUUCAAGAAGUUUAGUGAGACCGUUUUUUGCAGUUACGAGUUACUUAAGCAGAAAAGGCGGAGUUUCGCAGAUAUGUCAAAUGCCCAGAAAGUACGUUCCAUCUCCAUGAACAUCGAGGAAAUUGCAGACGAGAUGCCAAUGUUUCUGAUGGCACGUCUGGAAGAAUUGAUGGAUUACCGGGAUAAAAUACUGGCUUGGAGGGAUUUCAAGUUCUUCUUCCAGACUUGCACCAGUCAAAUAUCCAGUUUCAUGAAACUAAUGGUGUCCUACAGAAGCGAACUUCAAGAAGCCGCUUCUCAAGUUUGCGAACUGGUACAAAGAGACGUUUUCAUUCAAUCAAUGCAGAAUCUUGGAAUAUUGGAACCAAACUGCAGUUCAUCGAACCAUGACGACUUGCCUAAAUCUACAGACAAUUCUAAGAGUGCUUCCCAAAGGCCUGCCCAUAAGAUAAAUUUAGUGGAAUCCCUAUGCGUUGCUCCGACAUGGAAUAACAGCACGCUGUCAAAAAGUUUGCUAGAGCAGUUUAGGAAUUCCGCCAAUACCGAUAUGGAAUUUGAGAUAGUGAAUUAUGCAGAAGGAGAUUCUCCAAACGAACUAAACGCUAUUCCUGUUGAGGAACCCUGUAUCAUAAAAGCGCACAGGGUGGUUGUGGCAUCUAGAUGCGACUGGUUUAGGAAAGCUCUGCUUUCUGGGAUGAAAGAAGACAUAGAUAAGAAAAUUGUUAUUCAUGAGACUAACCCGGAAACUUUCAAGAUCUUCCUCGAGUAUCUGUAUAGUGGAAAGUUAUCGCCUUCCUCGAUUACCCACGAGCAGUUGGUAGAUCUGGUGGUGUUGAGUGACAGAUUUGAGGUUGACUCGCUCAAACAAGCCUGCGAGAUGGCGCUGGAAGUCACAAUUGACACUGAAAACGCCAUCUAUUUGUUGAGCUUGGCUGAUAGUUAUAAUGCUAAAACUUUAAAGGUGAAUUGUUUGGAUUUCAUCGCCAAACACCAAGAACUAACGGAAACAGAUUUAUUUUUUGAGCUACAUUCCGAAUUGCAAGUUGUUAUCUUCGAUCACAUUUGGACUCGACCUGUAAAAGAUCAAGUCAAAUCUAGAACGUCGUCUGUAAGACACAGCAGAAGAUCUUAUAACGAAGCGACGGACAUUGAUGGUCAAUUUUCCAGAAUGAACAUGCAGCAUGCUCCGGAAGUUUUUCAAGAUCUGAACAGAUUAGAAAGAACCAUCUCCCAGAUAAGAGAUAUAAUCGGGGAGGAUGCCCCAAGAGAGGCCCUCAUUCAAGUCAUUCUGGCUGCGGAUUUUGAACUUUGUCGAGCCAUCAAUUAUUACUUUAUUGCCAAAAAUAAUUAAAAGGAAUUUAGAUCUGAGUCUCAGAUUUAUUGCGAUUGAUUGUUCGGAAGUUGUGGUCUGUGGAGAGUACCAUGUUGAUGGUAAUAGAGAGAUUUUGGAGAGAAUCGAAUGGAAAUAUUUGUCUAAUGGAAUAUUAUAACCCAAAUAGCUUAGUACUUAUGGAUGAAAUGGUGAGAUUGAAAAGUAAGCUUCCUUUACAUCUAACAUUUGAUAUAUGUAUUUUAAUUUAAAAAAAUAUUUGUUGUUGAUCUGAUUGUAUGAAUUUCACUCAAAUUUGAAUCUAUGAAAUUCGUCAUCUAUUUAAAACCAAACCAAAUUGAUCCUGAUAGAAUGAAAGUUGUGAUGAAAUUGAUAUUAGAAACAUUUCAGAAUGUUAGUUUCCAAAUUAGUCAAUUCGAGAAAUAUUGGUUAUAUGAUUUUGCGUUUGGGUGUUUCAAAUUAACUUAUUAUAACUAAAUGUUGAUAUUGUUAAAGUGAAUGUUUAUUACAGUUGUUAAUUAACUGUUGAAUUACUAAUAGCACCGAUAGAUGUUUCGAUGAUAUUUUGUCUGAAGAUUAUGUCGAUGAAAGUUUUUGCUUUUCUUCAUUUGAGAUGUAUGUAUUUGUAAUUGGUUGAGUGUAUUAAUUAGUGAGUCUCUCAUGAAUGUUGUUUUGAAACUUUGAAGAUCGUUCCUUACAUUUUAAUAAUAUUAUAUAAUCGAAUAAGCAAGUGUCUAAUUUUGCUUUCUUUGAUUACUAAAUAUUAUUGAUUGGUUGAAAUUUUAAUCCCGUUGUAUUUAUUAUCAGUAUUAACUUUUUAAAUAUUUUUGUUUAUCUACAUUUAAAGCCUUUAUGCUUUGUUGAGUAUUAUACGUAAUUCUGCUUGUGAUAUUUUCGGAAUUCCUUUUUUUUUGUGAUUAUUUCUAUUGAAAUUUAUAGAAAACAGUUUAUAUUUAUGAAGAUAUCUAUUUAAGUUAUAUUUACUGUUGAGAGUAUUAAUUUAUUUAUUGAUAUAUGGAUGUGAAUAUUAAAUUUUUCUUCUCCUUAA